AUGUACGCGGGCAAGGCUAAUGAAAGACCCGGCUGUCUGGUGCACAACAUGAGGAAGUCGGUUGAUAACUGGCGUCUGCUGGCUGCUCUGAUCGAUAGUCGCACGACUGGAUUUGUGGCGGCGCCACAUUCCGCCACACCCAACGUCGCCUUCCUGGGGCGGCGCCUCGAACCAAUUACUGGACAUGAGACACCUCGAAAUGGAGUAGGACCUUCGCACUCGACCUUCCCG
Messenger RNA from Iphiclides podalirius (scarce swallowtail), 231 nucleotides. The record is from the annotation of a GenBank genome assembly. Lineage: Eukaryota; Metazoa; Arthropoda; Insecta; Lepidoptera; Papilionidae.